AUGCCCGGGCUGAUAAUAUCUAUCUAUCUAUAUCAUUCAUUCAUCUAUUCAUCUAUCUAUCUAUCUAUCUAUCUACCCAUGUCCUUUCUACCGCCGCUGGCUAGAAGCAAUGCGAAAAGUGGAGCCGAGUGUGUAAGUCUUCCCCUGCCAGUAUAUAGCCUCUCCAUCAGCAAGCCCUAUGUAGUGCCUCCUCGUGGCGACACAUGUUGGUUAUUUCUGACAGAAGAUUUAACUGGAAAUGCUUCCGACAAUCAUCUAUUGAUGUCAUGGGACCAUUUGUUUUUUUUAACAUCUACCCAAUGUCUGUCUGUUUAUCAGUUUUCCUUUCUUUCUUUCUUUCUUUUUCUUUUUUUCUUUCUUUCUUAUCUUGUUGCAUCUACCCGAUGUCUGUUUGAUUGUCUUUUUUCUUUCCUUUCUUCUUUCUUUCUUUCUUUCUUUCUUUCUUUCUUUUUCUUUCUUUCUUUCUUUUUAUUCUUUCUUAUCUUGUUCGAGGCGAUAACGUCACGUUUCUUUCCUUCUUUCUUUCUUUCUUUCUUUCUUUCUUUCUUUCUUUCUUUCUCAAGCUGCUCAUACAUUGUUUCUAUCUAUCUAUCUAUCUAUCUAUCUGUCUGUCUGUCUGCAGGUCUGUCCACUCUAGGUUUCAUACCUAUCUAUCUGAAUAAUUUUGAUUGUCUCUAUCUACCUCUCUCUAUCUGCCUCUCUCUGUUGGUCCAUAUAACUGGCAAUUUAUUUUAUUCUGUUCAUAUGUAUCUAUCUAUCUAUGUAUCUUUCUUUCUUUCUUUCUUUCUUUCUUUUCCCUUCCUUCGUCUUCUUUAUUUGUUUUUUCCCUUUUGCGACCUUUCGUCUUCCCUUCUUCCUUUUCUUUCUUUCUUUCUUUCUUUCUUUCUUUCUUUCUUUCUUUUCCCUCCCUUCGUCUUCUUUAUUUGUUUUUUUCCUUUUGCGACCUUUCGUCUUCCCUUCUUAGCAUUUUAUAUACUUCCGUUUCUUUCUUUCUUUCUUUCUUUCUUUCUUUCUUUCUUUCUUUCUCAUGCUGCUCAUACAUUGUUUCUAUCUAUCUAUCUAUCUAUCUAUCUAUCUAUCUAUCUAUCUGUCUUCCAACUGAAUAAUUUUGAUUGUCACUCUAUCUACCUCUCUCUAUCUGCCUCUCUGUCUGUUGGUCUAUAUGACUGGCAAUUUAUUUUAUUCUGUUCAUAUCUAUCUAUCUAUCUAUCUAUCUAUCUAUCUAUCUAUCUCAUUCUGUUCAUAUCUAUCUAUCUAUCUAUCUAG
Messenger RNA from Acanthosepion pharaonis, 1266 nucleotides. The record is from the annotation of a GenBank genome assembly. NCBI's taxonomy places the organism in Eukaryota, Metazoa, Mollusca, Cephalopoda, Sepiida, Sepiidae.